AGUAACUGAGGGCUUUGCAGUGAGACACACGUUGAAUGCUGCUUAUUGCACAUUCACUCACUCACACACACACACACACACACACACACACACACACACACACACACACACACACACACACACACAUAUAAAUACACUUACUUCAGACAGCAUCUCAGCAGUGAAGGAACAGGGACUGCACAAACAUCGCUCUGCAUGUUGCCUUUUCCCUACUAUACGAGAGAGAGGAAGUGCUUGGAAGGAGGGCACACCUGCUGACGUGGACCAUGAGCAAUGAGUCUGCCAUCUGGAAAAACCUAACAGAGAACCCCACAGAGCUCCCUUUGGAGCAUGGGGUGCAGGAUGGCUACGUCCUCCAGCUUGUUCUUUUGUCCAUCUUCCUCUCAGUGACGCUCAUCCUCCUGUUUGCCCUGUUCAUUGCCUGUCGCCACUGUUGCAAGGGGGACCGGAACUAUGCACGGUUCAUUCCCUGCUUCAGGCGUAGUGAGGAUCCGGAGAAGACGACCACCUCCUAUAUUGAGGAAACGCAGCCGGUGCAUGAAAUCACGAUCCGUGUGGAUGAGUCAGAGUGUUUGUCAGCAGUCAGCUCUCAUGACAUGGAGACUGAGCGCUUCCUGUCCACAGGAAGCACAGGUCGGCGUGUGUCCUUCAAUGAGGCGGCCCUCUUCGACCACAGCAAGAAGGCACAGGAGAAAGGCCGAAGGUACACACUCACUGAGGGUGACUUCCAUCACCUAAAGAACGCCAGGCUCACACACCUCCAUCUCCCACCGGCAGCCCUCAAGAUCGUCACCAUCCACGAGUGUGAGUCAUCGGAGAACAACAUUGCCAUGACAACACGGCCUGUCACUAAAUCCAGCCUCUCCAUCUUCCAGCCUCCAAUGCGCCCACUGCCACAGACAGCUCUUAGUAGCCUAAGUUCCAGUUCAGCUCUGCCAGGUGAUUCCCUCAACUCCACUGUGGAUGCCAGCUUCUGUGAAAGUCCACCAUCUCCCAGUCCAGAGCCUCUAAGAUCCAAACUGAUGGAAGGUAGAGGUACAAGCUUGAGGAAUGGUGGCAGCCCGGGCAGUGGGCGAGAAGCAGCACAUGCUUCAGCCUCGGGUGUCUCCUCCUCAAGCGGUGCCCCUCAGGGUCCAGUAUUACAUUUCUUCACCAAGUUGCGGCGGCAUGCCAGUCUGGAAGGAGCCAGUCCUUACCUUAAGAUCAAGAGAUGGAAGCUUGACAGCAGCCAGAGAGCCUCCAGCCUGGACACCAGAGGCUCCCCCAAACGGAGGCCGUUCCAGAGGCAGCGAGCAGCCAGUGAAAGCAUGGACCAGGAGGAGAAUGGUGCCCACCACAUCGACCUUAUCCAGUACAUCGCCCGCACCAAGGAUGUGGCCUAUUGCCCGCCACAUCUCCUUUCCCCCCCAUCCACACCCCCACCGUCCCUCGGCAGGUUAGAGGUGGAGGUGAUGGUGGAGCCAAACUGCAGCAGAGCAAUGGUGCCUGGGGUGAUUGGUCUGAGUGCUGAGCCCCAAGAUGAGGCUCCUGGCAUGGGCUGUCAUCGGGAGAGCACAGAACACCAGAGCCUUUAUCGUGACAUCUGGACCUUGCGUGCCUCUUUGGAGCAGUACAUCUCUUCUGACCAGAGCAGCAACAAUGACAAAGACUCAGUGCAUAGUGAUGCAGACAGCGUGUCUUCAGUUAGGCUUAGGACAGAGAAGGGUGGGUUGCCCAGUUACCCCUCCCAGGACAUUGGGGAUGGGAUAGACGGGGAUACAGAGAUUCCUGGGGGUGAGGGUCUGGAUAAAAGAAGAAAACAAGACAGUGUGGACUCUGAAAAAGGGAGCGAUGAAUCAGGUACCCGUAAGCUUCUACAAAUGGAUAGCGGCUAUGCAUCUAUAGAUGCCCCCUCUCGUGGUCCUGAAGAGGUACGACUGUUCCGGAGCAGCAGUGGUAGCAAGGAGGAAUCGGGAUCAGCCAUGGAACGCAGACACUUUUUCACCAGCUCUGGAUACAGUGGAAUAGUGUGUGAAAGCUUUGACACAGACAUCUUGGAUGAAGAACUUGAAGAAGAACUUGGGGGAGCUAGUGGAGGUAGUGAUUCAGUGAUGGAACUGGACGAGGGUGGUUUGGUGUGGUCACCCUAUGGGCAGAUGUUCACACAGUCUGACGCUCAAUCUCGUGUCCCAGCCUUGUCUUGCCGGGACUACAGCAUAGACGAAAAAACAGACGCACUCUUCCAUGAGUUUCUGCGCCAUGAUCCACAGUUUGACCAGCAGGAGUCACCAGUGCGCUCAAAGCACCGUUCUCGUGUGCAUUUACGCAAGCAGUGGCAGCGCUCCAAGCAGUAUAGUGAUCCUGGCCAGCGCUUCCAUUCCUCCUUUGACCGUUAUCACACCCCACUUCGCCGUGGAGAGACCGUUAACUACCCUCUGGAAAGUAGCUACCACAGCACACUUCCUCGAAUAGUCAGCGGUCCAGAUGAGGAAAACAGUGAUGGGACUGCCAACCUUGCAGCGAUGCCUAAGGCCAAUCAGCACUUGGGAGCUACUGAUAAGAGUAUUGCAUCUCCAAAAGAUGACCACACAAAGCACUCUUCCAGUUCUGACACCAGUGGAGAGUUGAAGGAAAAGACAGAACUCCCUACGGUGACUGAGAGUACUCUGGGUCAAACAGAAGUCCUUGGAGAAGAGUCCAAGCUCACAGUCCAGCCUCUUGAGCCAACAGACAGGCAUUCACCCCCACAGGGUGAAACUGGGUACGGUCCUCAGACAAUCACGGCAGAGCUGAGUGAUAAACUAUCUGUGACCCUUGAAGAGCGUCUGUAUUCUGACUUACGCAGGACCAGGGAGCAACCUGAGAGUUUGCUGACAGCCACGCAUGCCUCACCCGACCACAGCCCAGUGUAGCACAUGGCUCCACUCAUCCCAACCAACUCUAUGCUGAUAUCUCAACAGGGCUUCAGAUAUCAAAAUUUCAGUAGAAAUUACCCUUAGACACUGAUCUGGGACCAGGUUUGGCUGUCAUUUUAGAGUUAGGAUCACAGCAGCAGAACACAGAGAGUGGAACCUUGGUCAGCCUUUAAGGGGAACGUCAUUCUCCAUCAUCUCCAGUGUUGAGAAAGUGGAGAUCAAGACCCUUACCUCACAUCUGACAUGGCAUUAACUCAUUUUUGAAUGGUAUCUGUUUGGUUUAUUGCUUUAGUCAGGCUCCAUUUAGUUAUGUGUUGAGUUUAAAAGCCAAUAUUUUCUCUGCACUAGGUAAUCCACUGUGAAAUUGGGUGCUACUAGACUUGUGAUUAAUGUCCAUUAAUCUCAUAAAUUAGACGACAGAACGCACUAAUCCAUGAUAUAACCUUUGUCUCUGAUAUAACCAUCUUUUGAUUUAUGUGUGUUAUAGAUUCAGUUCCUCUUUUCCAACACUUUCUAGCCCAUUCUGUCUGCUUGGCUUUAAUCAUGUCUGAAUAAUGAUGAAAUGAGCUAUGUAUGUUGCACUACAAUAAUCUGUGCAUGCACUUUUCAUGAUUUCAACCACAUUAAGUGUCAUUAAGUGUCUUUGUCACAGUGUGAUGUGGUUCAUACUAGAACUACUGGUAUGGGAGGAAAAACUGCCUUUUGUGCAAUACAUGUAAUGUUACAAGCUUUUGUUCUUAACCAUACUAUUUAUUAUUGCUUUAAUAUUUAAUGCUAAUGUAUGUGUUUUUUUAAGUGUCUCAAGAAAGAGAAUAGAUUUUGUGUAUGAUGUUCUAAACGGUAGGUGCCAAAUCAUUAGGUCAGAUAAGCUGAUUAUCACAUUAUAAUAAUAAUAAAAAAAUAAUUAAAUUUUUUUUUUGUGAUAAACCGAGGGUUUAAAUGAGGCCUAUGCUCCAGUGUGUCUCCAGAGUCAGAUGUGUUUUAUUAGAUUUAAUGAGGAAGGCAUGCUGCUUCCUGAAUGCUCGUCAUAGACCAGCCACUAUGUAUUCAUUAACAUUUCAUUUUCACGCGAAGACAACGGGAGAAAAGUGUCCCCAAGGCUAACCGCUCAUCCGGCCUUGAUAGAGAAAUUACAGUGUGUCAUUUGUGGUAAAUCCUAUAUCAACAAAUAACGGCAUGCAAGUGGAUCUUGCUACAAACGCCACAGCUCUAGUCAAUAUCAAUUAUCCAAUCAAGGGGAUUAAAGGCAGAAAUUCCAAUUAAAGUAUUCAUGGGAAGAGUAGAUGCAAUUAGCAGCUGUUGUUGGUAAAAAGCCAUUUGUGGAUUGUGUGGCAGACCAGACUUUCUCAGACUACAGAUGCUAAAUGAUGUAUUUGAACCUUUUAAGAGCAGGAUUCAGCUUGGCUUUUUCCUCCCUCCUUUUCAUAUUGUCACUUGAGAUAAAAAAGACCAUUAGCCUUUAUUUUAGUUGAGGGAGGUUGUUUAAAAUGAGCUACAAAUAUAUACAUAAUAUAAAGACAGAUAUGUUGGUUUAGAAUGGCAUUGCAUGCUUAAUCAUGCUCAGGAUUGCUAAUAGGACAGAAAAAGCUUCAAUAAACUGUGCAUAAAACAUCAUCUACCACUGAUAUGCUGAUAUGCUUUGCCAUCAUCUGUAUCUCUUUAGUGUAUAACUAAAUUCACUACAUACUUGCUGCUUGCUCUGUUCCAGACGACGUCAGCGUAAUUUCAAUCAUACAUAACAAGUACAUUUGUACAGAGGGCAAUUUUGAGAUGUAUACAAGCACAAUCGCUUCCUUUUGCAGGUUAUACAUUAGUCUUUACUUAGGUAUAGACUUAAAUGCCGGACGCUUGGGUGAUGUUUUGUGUGCUAUCAAGUAGCUUGUCUAAUGCGUCGAUGCAUUAGUGUGCAUAGUUUUGCAUGAGAUGAAUCAGUUUUAGUAAAGAUAACUGUUUUAUUCAGAUUUGAACUUCAGCACCAAAUUAGAUAAUGCCUAAUGGAUGCUUGUUUGAAGCAUAAAAUAAACAGAAAUCAGAACGAUAUUUGUUCUGAGAUAGUUUUUAAAUAUUUUAUGGAGUCUAUUUAUUUUAGGAGUAUGCCUUGAUGAGAUUUUGCUAAGAAUAUGUCCAUCGCAGAAAAAUAUUUUUACUUUGCUAAUAUAUUUCCACUGGAGAACUUUUUUGCUUGCUGUAUUUCCAUGGAAAAACAUAUUUCUGUAUAAUUGCUUGAUAUUUAAACAGUAUAAUGAGGAAAAAAUGUGAGGAAGAAUGAAUACAAUUUUUCAGAACAAUUUUUGUUUACCUCAAUCACUUAAGCCUUGAGGGACCAAUUGAUGGAAAUGUUUGUUUUGGGUUUAUGUUUUCCAACUAGUCAAUAAAGAAAAAUGCAU
Molecule: messenger RNA, 5281 nt
Organism: Ictalurus punctatus (channel catfish)
Lineage: Eukaryota; Metazoa; Chordata; Actinopteri; Siluriformes; Ictaluridae
Gene: cbarpb
Product: CACN subunit beta associated regulatory protein b
Exons: 10
Coding region: 267-2891 (874 amino acids)
Biological process (GO): negative regulation of voltage-gated calcium channel activity; negative regulation of calcium ion-dependent exocytosis
Cellular component (GO): secretory granule; plasma membrane
Molecular function (GO): transmembrane transporter binding
Source: RefSeq, a predicted model, not a curated record